GUCGUUGUCGCCGACCGACGACACCGCGGCUGCCUGCCGUCACUAUUGCACAGUACCACCACUUGCCACUAUCUGUUCAGUAUUACAGUUUAGACUACUACUACUACUACUACUACUACUACUACUACUACUACUACUACCACCACCACUACGGUCCCUUGAGGUUGGAAUAUAUUAUAUUUAUAUGUGUAUACAUCUAUAUAUGUGAAUAUGUGAGUAUGUACUAUUACUAUAUAUCCAUUUGUAUAAUAAUAAUAUAUUUCGUCGCUACGACGUAACCCGUCCCGUUUUUUGCUGUGUACGGGUCGUCCCGCACCGUCCGAUUGCCGUUUUAGGUCAUUUACCAGUGUUUAUUAUACCGUGCAGCACAAAUUGAACACCGUUGCUCACUUUCUUCAGUCGCCGCCCGUGAUCGACAUCUAAUAUCCGUCCGGCUCUCGUUUUUUUGACCUGGACACGCGAUAAUAUUAAUACCGUCGUCGUCAUUGCCGAUAUCAUUAUUAUCCGCCCGUCGUACUAUUCCCGAACCUGGUAAGUUCCCAUCUCGGUGCAGUGCACGCGCUUUGUCUGCACUAUCCUAUAGAUCCGGCGAGCCAUUUUUAGCCCCUGUCAGGACACCUCCCCGUGAAUUUUGGAUGGGUUGAUUGGCACUUGACCGACAGCUGUUCCUCGUUUGUUAAGCAUACGUCCACUUCUAGGUUUCUAUUUACUGACCGUGUUUUCAUAGUACCUACUCUCUUUCGAUUAAAUUCAUUUGGAUGCCUACUUACACUAUUUGUAGUGGAUACCUGUGCUGCGAUCCACUCAACCAAAUCAAUUAUUUUACUCUUGCACAGUAUUGAGCACUGUGUGUGAGUGGAUUUCUGUUACAAACUUUCUUAUUUGUAAAAAAAAAUGUAUACCUAGGUAUGCAGUCUAUAUUCAUUUAUUGUAACCAUAAUGUCAUAUUGCAUACUGCUAUUAUUAAUAAAUCCUUAAUUUCAGUUUCUUAAGAAAUAUAAUAUUAUGUACUUGUAUAUUAUUGUAGAAUGUGUUAGAUAAUGACUGUGUUAUUCCGAAUAUAAUGUAAACUUAGUUUUGUCAUAUACAAUUACUAUACCAUCAUGAUGCCAAUUAAUUUACAAGACAAUAGUUCAAACGUGUCUCAUUAAUAAUUAAUUUUCCAUACCAACUGUUAAUAGGUUUAGCUCUAAUACAGUACAGGUUUAUCGGAUAACGUUUUUUAAUUUAAGUUUUUGUUUUCAGUUUGACAUCAUUUAAAUAGAUGCACUGUUGAAGCUGAUUAAUAACUUGCAAAAUAUUUGAUAUAUUUUAUUGACAUGGAGACAGAAACAUCUACCGUGUCUCAAGAGCAUUCUGCUGAUAAGACCACUCAAGUGAGUAGUAUUUUAUUUUAUUCAAUUUUUGUUUUUACCUAUUCAAAAUUGCUAUUUUAGGCAAGCAAUCAAAAAGACUUGUCAAGUAGUUCUAAUACUACGACUGGACCAUUGUCCAAACGUUCAGAUUCUGUAGAGUGUACAACUUCUGUGGCCACACAAGCUUCUGAAUCAGAUAUAUCCGAUUCUAAUAAUCCGUCUAAUGAUAAAAACCGUAAGAAGAAAGAUCGUCAUUUGGCUCAAGCAUUAAAAACUGUUUUGAAUAGUAUGAAUUCUUUGAAUACACCAGAAGAAAAACUAGCCGCUUUAUGCAUAAAAUAUGCAGAUCUGAUGGAAGAAAAUACUAAGUUGAAAGUAAAUAUUAUAAAUACUUAUAUUUUUUUUAAUCUUUUUAAAAACACAUUUUUUUCUACUCAUUUUAGACUGCUUACAAACAAACUGAGAAAAGAGUAACCCAAGCACUAACUGAACGUGAUAUAGUUAGAGGUGAAAUUAAUAAGGCAGUUAUGACCAGGAGUCGAUUGGAGAGUUUAUGUAGGGAGCUACAGAAACAAAACAAAGCAAUAAGAGUAACAUUUUAUUUCUUGUUAUAUUUAUUUAUUGAUAAACAAAUGUAUGUUUUUUUAGGAAGAAAGUUUAAUGCGUGUAAAAGAAUCUGAAGAUAAACGCAUGGAAAUGACUAAUAAAUUUCAAAAUACGCUCAGUGAAAUAGCUACAGUAAUGCAACAAAAUAGUGAAAAAAAUAAUAAGCUUCGAGAUGAUAAUUUGGAUAUGUCUUCUAGGCUUAAGAAUGUGUGUGAACAGUAUGAGCUUAGAGAACAGGUAAAUGGCGCUGUAAGCACACACAAAUUUAUUAUUAUUUUCAUACAGUUUUAAUUAGGAAAUGAUUCUUAGUAUGGAAUACAUGUUGAUUGUUGUAGCAAGUAGUUAAGUUAGCCAAGCAAAUUGAGCUUGAGACCCAAUUAUGUGAUGCUAAGCUAGCAAAAGCGAAUAUGGAAAUCAGUGUGGAACGAGAAUCUAUUUUAAAUGAAAAGUCUCAUUUAUUGAAAGUAUGUAAUGAUUAUUGAAUUUUUCAUAUCAUUAUAUAAUAUUAAACUUUCUUUUAAAUAGGAAAUACAACAAUAUCAACAAAGAAUUGAACAAAUGCAGAAUACUGAAAUAGACUUACGAAGUCAAAUAUCAUUGUAUGAUGAAAAAUAUGAAGAAUUUCAAAAUGCUCUAGCAAGAAGCAAUAAAGUGUUUGCUGGGUUCAAAGGAGAUAUGGAAUUAGUGGGUGCAAAUGACUAUUAAACUGUAAGUUUUGAAACUAAACUUUCAUUUUAUUUUCAUAUUUAGAUGUCAAAGAAAAUUGUUAAACAAGAAAAAGAAUCUGCUAGUUGGAAAAUGCGCUAUGAACGUUGUCAGCAACUAUUAGAUGAAAUGACAAAUGAGCGCACUAGAAUGAUAAGUGAUUUGUCUGUAGCAACUCGCCAAUUGAGUACCUUGCAAAAAUUAUGCAGAACUCUUCAUUCUGAACGGCAAGCGCUUUUGUCAAGGUUGGAAAACGGGAAAAAAACAACGGAUGUGGCUCCAGUUAUAGCAGGAGAAACAGGUGAACAAUUCACUGAAGCUAAUAUGUGUGCAAUGGCAGAUUGGUUUGCUUGCACAGAUACUAUAAAACUUAAAUGUAAUUAAAUCUACAUUUUUGGCUGAUUUUUACUCAUGUGAUGGUCCCGUUCGUUUCAGCUGAUCAGAUAAACGAGACGCUACAGACAGUCCUCGAAAGCCAAUGUAAAUUAACAGACAACGAUUCAACUGAACAGCAACCACAAGUAAAUGGUGAAGAUAUGUCACCCGAGUCACCUUCAUCAUCUCAAUCACAUAUGUCUGAUGAACCAGCUUAUGAUACAGGUGUAAGUUGUAGUUCAUCAAUCAAUGAAGACAAAGUAGAAUGUGUAGUUGAAAAUAAUGUUGAAAAUAAGCCGGUUGAUGUAGAAGAGCCUAAAAAACCUGAUAUUAAAAAAACAAAGGUAUUUACUUCAUAUUAUUUAUUUUUAGAUUUAAAAUUAAUUUUUUAAUAUGAGAUGUAAUAAUAAUUUUAUUGUGGCAUGAUGAAGACUAGUUAUUGAAUAUCGUCCAUUUCUUUUCUUAAAGUUAAAUUCUUGUAAAUAUACAAUAACAUUUAUCAUCAGCCAAACUAUUAAUUUCUUAUAGUUUAAUAAAAUAAUAUUUUUAAAACUUUGAAGAAAUAUGAUUUUUAUAGAUUAUAAUAAAAUUAGAGUCCAGAUUUUUAUGUUAACACAUAAUUUUUAACGAAUGUAUAAUGUUAGACGAAAGUAAGCAAUAAAUGUGUUUUAUAACAACCUGUUUGCUAUAUUUAAUUUUCUUAAUUGAAUGUUUCAGGAAACUCAAUCGAAACGGAAGGCUAAGAAAACGUAGUAAAUCUUAUCUUUAUUUAAUAUGUAGUAGUUUAAUAAUAAUAAAUUUAUAAAUGGAAACUGAAUUCCUAAAGAUUUUAGUGGAAGUUUUUUUACUUUGCAAAAUUAUUAAGUAUUGUUUUAUUCAAAGUCUUUAUUUAAAUAAACGUUAUUGGCCUUACAGUGGUUUUAAUUUUAUUUAUUUAAAAAUGCCAUAUUUAUUAAUCGAAUAUGUGAAAACAAG
Messenger RNA from Cinara cedri, 4016 nucleotides. Lineage: Eukaryota; Metazoa; Arthropoda; Insecta; Hemiptera; Aphididae. The record is from the annotation of a GenBank genome assembly.